GGAGACUUUUUAUGAAAUUUACUCAAAUAAAAAAAAGUCAUGCAUAUUUGGAGAGGAAUGAAUAGACAUGACCUAAUUUCUCCGUUCACCACCUUCUCCCUCAUUUCUCUCACUCAGACACUCUCUCUUAGUUGAAAAGCCGAGAGACAAAAGAAAGCGCAGAAAGCCUCGAGGAAACGGUUAGAGAUAAACCCCAGAGGAAUCUCGAUCAGAUCAGCACCGUCCAUCAUCAGUGGUGCAGGGGUUGCUAAGAGAAAGCUCAUAAAGACUGAGCACUCCAAGGUUUACUCAGGCAUGGAGACAGAAACUCAAGCAAACGAAGUACAUGUCGUUAAAAAUGUGGAUGAAAUAAAUAAUAAUCAUACUAAGGUACAGAAUGGGAAGUUACACCCAGACGAAAAAAAAGGAAAAGAAGAAGAAAUGACAGUUUUUGAUGGGGAACUCAUACCAGUAGCAGCAGAGGAUGAGGAAACUGUUGGCUUUCAAGUCGCUGUUGGAAAGAACAGAGAAUUUCUAGAAACACAAGAAAAGGUUAAAGAUCUUGAGAUGGAACUGGAAAAAGUCUCUGGACGUUUAAAGGAAUCCGAAUCUCAGAACACAAUGUUGAAAGAGGAAGUCCUUGUCACAAAGGAGAGUUGUGAAGAGGUAGAGCUCAACCAGAAGCAGUUGCAGGAACAGAUUGCAGAUGCAGAAGUGAGAUGUGCCUCCCUACUUGCUGCUAAAGGAGAAUUUGAAGCUAAAGUGAAAACCCACGAGUCUGAGCUUGCAUUGAUGCAUGAAAAAUUCUCAAAGAUAUGUGAAGAAAAAAACAUCCUCAAUGCCCGGAUAGCUCAAGUGGAAUACGACUAUAUCAAGCAAGAAAUGCGUAAUUCAGAACUAGAAGAAGAGCUUAGGACAUACCAUGACAAAGCAUCACGCUUUGAAACUGCAUUGGAAGCAGCAGUGGAAAAGGAGAAGGAAUUGAGCGAAUGCUUGAGAAACUCAACUCUAAGGUUAGCUGAGUCGGAUGUUUUGGUUGAAGGGUUGCGCAAUGAACUGAAUGAUACUCUGCAGAAACUUGAGAGAGUGGAAAGUGAUCUUACGGCUGAUGUGAUGAAGCUAAGUUUAGUCUGUGAUGAAAAGGAAGCUACGGUUCAACAGCUUGCAUCUCGCAUUUCCGAAACAGAUUUGAGGGUGGAAGAAGCUUUUCAGAAACUCUCCCGAAAAGAAUUAGAAGCUGAGGACUUAUCUGAAAAGCUCUGCACUCUUCGGGAUUUGGUGAAAAGAUACGAAGAACAAGCUCUUGAAGCUUCUUCCCUUUCUGAAAGCCAAAAACUGGAACUCGAACGGACUAUUACCAGUUGGAGAGACCAAGAAAGAAUCACUGAAGAAAUGAGAAUUAGAUGUGAUACACUUGAAGAGGAAAGAAAGAGCCUACUUGCCGAAAAAUUGGAUCUUUCAGGAAAAGUUUCCAGUUAUGAGCUGAAACUAACUGAUUUAGAAACCAAAUCAUUAACUGCUAUCUCUGAUAAGAGUGAAGAAGUUGAAGGGAUGAAGAGAGUGAUUGAAGACUUGUCAAAGGAGCUAACUUCAGAGAGGGAAAAUAUACAAAUGCAGCGAUCUUCAGCUUUGGAGGAAAACAAAUCACUCCGUGAGACGUAUAAAGAAUUUGAGAAUGAGCUUCUGGGUAGAAUAGCUGAUCUUGAAGAACAACUAAAAGACCAUGAAUCAAGCAAGGGCGAAUUACAGUCCCAAGUAGAGAUCCUCACUGCCGACCUCUCUUUGAAAUCCGAGCUGCAGAAUUUUGUGAAGGAGCUUGAAGAACAACUAGCAAAAAGCAAGGCUCAAAUCCAAAAAGAGAAAGAAUCAGAAUCUCAAAUGGAGAUGGACAGAGAAGCUGCUUAUAAGGAGCUACAAAUUAAGAGCAAUGCUGUAGAAGUUCUUGAAAGCAAAGUGAAAGAACUUGAACAGAAAUUGCAAUUGGAAGAAGCUCAGUUUAAAGACAAGCUAUCUUCAGCUUUGGAGGAAAACAAGGCACUCCUUGAGACGUAUAAAGAUUCUGAUAAUGAGCUACGGGGUCGAAUAGCUGAUCUUGAAGAACAACUAAAAGACCAUAAGUCAAGCAAAGACGAUCUACAGUCACAAAUAAAGAUCCUCACCGCCGACGUCUCUGAGAAAUCAGAGCUUCAGAAUCUUGUGAAGGAGCUUGAAGAACAACUAGCAAAUAGCAAGGCUCAAGUUCAAGAAGAGCUGAAAGAAACAAUAUCUCAAAAGGAGAUGGAACGAGAAGCUGCUUUUGAGGAGCUGCAACUUAUGAAAAGUGCAGCAGAAGUUCUUGAAAGCAAAGUGAAAAAACUGGAACAGAAAUUGCAAUUGGAGGAAGCUCAAUCUAAAGAAAAGGAUCAUCAGCUAGAGGUGAAAUUGAGGGACUUUGGAUCGGUGGCUUCCCCCGGAGCAAAUGAGAAGAGUAGCAUGAAGUCUUCUGGUCAAGAAGUAUUGUCAGAUUCACAAAUUCAAGCUGGUGCCGUAAAUGACGUUAUUGCCCCCUAUCCUGUGAAGGCACUGAAACACAUUUUUGGUGUGGCAUUGGUUUCGGUAAUCACAGGCGUUUUUCUUGGAAAGAGGUACUAGCAUACGCAAAUCCGAUGAUAACAUUCUUGCCAUAUUUCUUCUUAAGAAUGUUCAUUUUUUUAAAUGUUUCUGCUUUUCAUACUUCUUCUAAAGUAUGUUGUGUUGAGUAUGACAGUGGCUCAUUUUCCCCAACAAGUCACGUAUCCAAAUCAUUGUUUUGGUAGAACCUUAAAAUGGAAACUUCUCCGAAUUGAGGUUCUUCAACAAUCUUUUUAGGAAUAGAUGAUCCAUACAAACAACAAAUCAAACAUUUGCAAAUAC
Molecule: messenger RNA, 2871 nt
Organism: Cuscuta campestris
Lineage: Eukaryota; Viridiplantae; Streptophyta; Magnoliopsida; Solanales; Convolvulaceae
Source: the annotation of a GenBank genome assembly